Messenger RNA from Sesamum indicum (sesame), 1916 nucleotides. Its product is annotated as hexokinase-1. Gene Ontology annotation, molecular function: fructokinase activity; glucokinase activity; ATP binding. Gene Ontology annotation, cellular component: cytosol; mitochondrion. Lineage: Eukaryota; Viridiplantae; Streptophyta; Magnoliopsida; Lamiales; Pedaliaceae. The record is from RefSeq and is a predicted model, not a curated record. Gene Ontology annotation, biological process: intracellular glucose homeostasis; glucose metabolic process; glucose 6-phosphate metabolic process.
AUGGGCAAGGUGGCGGUGGCGGCGGCGGUGGUGUGCACUGCAGCGGUUUGUGCGGCUGCGGUGGUGGUGAUGAGGCGGCAGAUGAAGAGCUCAGGGAGGUGGGCCAAGGCGGAGGCGAUUCUGAGAGAGUUGGAGGAGAAGUGUGGGACCCCUACGGCGAAGCUCCGGCAGGUGGCCGACGCCAUGACGGUGGAGAUGCACGCCGGUCUUGCCUCCGAAGGUGGCAGUAAGCUGAAGAUGCUCAUCAGCUACGUGGAUAACCUCCCCACUGGGGAUGAAAAAGGAUUAUUCUAUGCAUUGGACCUUGGUGGAACAAACUUCCGUGUUAUGCGGGUUCAGUUAGGUGGUAAAGACGGUAUUAUGAAACAAGAAUUUGAAGAAGUCUCGAUUCCUCCACAUUUGAUGGUUGGAUCAUCACAUGAAUUAUUUGACUUUAUUGCUGCUGCCCUUGCAAAAUUUGUUGAUACGGAAGGUGAAGACUUUCAUCUCUUACCUGGUAGACAAAGGGAGCUUGGUUUCACCUUUUCCUUCCCGGUUAGGCAAUUAUCAUUAGCAUCAGGAACCCUGAUAAAGUGGACAAAAGGAUUCCUCAUAGAAGAUGCGGUUGGACAAGAUGUUGUGGGAGAGCUCACAAAAGCAAUGGAAAGACUCGGCCUUGAUAUGCGUGUUGCCGCUCUUGUCAAUGAUACAGUUGGAACAUUAGCUGGAGGACGGUACAAUAAUCCAGAUGUCAUUGCUGCUGUGAUCCUGGGAACAGGAACUAAUGCAGCAUAUGUCGAACGGGCUCAUGCAAUUCCGAAGUGGCAGGGUCUGCUACCUAAGUCCGGGGAAAUGGUUAUAAACAUGGAAUGGGGUAACUUUCGAUCAUCACAUCUUCCACUUACGGAAUAUGAUCAAAUACUUGAUGCUGAAAGUUUAAACCCUGGAGAACAGAUUUUUGAGAAGAUAAUUUCUGGUAUGUAUCUCGGAGAAAUCGUCCGUAGAGUUUUAUGCAGGAUGGCCGAAGAAGCAUCCUUUUUUGGUGAUACCAUCCCACCGAAACUCAAAAUUCCAUUCAUAUUGAGGACUCCUGACAUGUCCGCUAUGCAUCACGACACCUCUCCUGAUCUCAAAGUGGUCGGAAGUAAACUAAAGGAUAUUUUGGAGGUACCUAAUUCCUCCUUGAAAAUGAGGAAAAUUAUCGUGGAGAUAUGCGACAUCGUUGCCACACGAGGGGCCCGUCUCUCUGCUGCUGGGAUACUUGGUAUUCUCAAGAAACUCGGAAGAGACACUGUGAAAGAGGGAGAGAAGCAGAGGUCAGUCAUCGCUUUGGACGGUGGAUUGUUUGAGCACUAUACUAAGUUCAGAAAAUGUAUGGAGAGCACUCUUAAGGAGCUGCUGGGAGAUGUUGCAGAGGAUAUCGUCGUCGAGCAUUCAAAUGACGGCUCGGGCAUUGGAGCUGCUCUUCUAGCAGCUUCUCAUUCCCAGUACCUGGAAAUCGACAACUCCUGACCCUGAUGGGGGCCAUCACAGUGUAAUAGUUGAGUUAUAUAUAUUUUUCAUGAGUUUCGGGUUUUUAUUUCUGUAGGAAUGAGUAGUCUUUCAUCCAACUGUAGUCCGGGAAUCUCCGGCAGCAUAUCAGGUUUAUGGUCUCUCAAGAGAGCAUAGAUGAUUGGUAUGUAUCCUUAUACUGCGACCCCAUGGUGGAUAAUGGUCUGCAUCAGUGCUAACCACUGGUGUGGGAGGCACUAGUGGAAGACCAUUGUGCGACGGCACACUGGGAAUAAAGUUGGGGUUGAAAUUGUUGAAAUUUUCAGUUGGUUAAUGUUUGGACCGGUGUCGUCUUAGGUCUUAAUUCCAAGUGCUAAUAAUGAGGAAUCGUAAUCAAUGUGGCGUCUGAUGUUGCAUACUUUGGUAAAGGAUCUUUUUUCAGUUAA